AAUAUUUUAUACACCAGUCACAAUAUAAUUAUGCAUGCAUGUUCAGGUUGUAACGAGACUUAAGCCAAGGUAAAAUAUUUUUUGAUAGUAGAUUCCCUCUCCAUUUUCCUAUCCUAUCCUAUCCUAUCAUGAAUUCAAAACAAAUUCCAGUAGGUACACUUGUGGCCACAAAUGAAAUGAGAAAGGGUUCCUAAUUAAAAGUUUAUAGAAUUAGAUAGAAAUUUAUGUUGAAAACAAACUAUAUACACACACAAACCUUUUCUCCUGAUCUCUCAUAUCAUUAUCCUAUGCUUUGAUUUUCACCUUAUCAAAAUACAAUUCAUUAUCUUAUUAUAAUCAUUUCGUCACACCAUAAUAUAUAUAGAGGAAGAUAAUACUCAACAGAAACAAAAUUCUUAAGCCAUGUCCACCUUUCUACAAAGUUCUCUUUCACAAAAAAGCUUAUAUUCAUUAUUUCCUAUGAUUUUCUUCACUAUCUUCCCACUAUUUCUUAUUUCUCUUUUCUUCAUCAUCAAAUAUUGGUAUGUCAACAAUUCUUCUGUCACACAAAAAACCACACUAGCUUCACCUCCAAGAUUACCUAUACUUGGUAAUCUCCAUCAACUUGGCAUAUUGCCUCAAAGGUCACUCCAAAAUUUAUCACACAAAUAUGGUCCUUUAAUGCUUCUUUAUUUUGGGAAGUUUCCAGUACUUGUGGUUUCCUCUGCUGAUGCAGCAAGAAAAAUAAUGAAAACUCAUGAUUUGGUUUUCUCUGAUAGGCCACAUAGUAAAAUGUUUGAUAUCCUUUUUUAUGGUUCUAAAGAUGUGGCAACUUGUGCAUAUGGUGAGUAUUGGAGACAAAUAAGGAGUCUCAGUGUGAUACACCUUCUGAGUAGCAAAAGGGUUCGAUCUUAUCAUCAUGUAAGAGAAGAAGAAACUUUAAGAAUGAUGGAAUAUAUUAAGGAGAGUUGUUGUUCUUCUGCAUCACCGUUGAAUUUAACCGAGUUGUUGUCUACAAUUACUAAUGAUAUAAUAUGUAGGGUGACUUUUGGAAAAAGAUACCGUGAAGGAAGAGGGGUGAAAUUGCAGGAGGUGUUGUCUGAGUUUGAGGAGUUAUUGGGCACUGUAUUUAUUGGAGACUAUAUACCUUGGCUUGAUUGGUUGGGGAAAGUUAAUGGUUUGGAUAGAAGGGCAGAAAAAUGUGCCAAAUAUUUGGAUGAGUUCUUAGAACAAGUCAUUGAGGAGCACAUUAGUCAUAGAUUCAGGAAUGACACUGUUGAUAAUGAGGAGCAUAGUGAUUUUGUAGAUGUUUUGCUUUCAGUUCAAAAGACUGAUGCUAUUGACUUUCCAAUUGAUAGAACUUCCGUAAAAGCUGUGAUACUAGACAUGUUUGCUGCAGGUACAGACACUACCUACGCAGUCCUAGAUUGGGCAAUGACAGAACUGUUAAGACACCAAACUGUGAUGCAUAAAUUGCAAGAUGAGGUCAGAACUCUGGUUGGCAACAAAACUCAUGUAACUGAAGAAGAUUUGGUUAACAUGAACUAUUUGAAGGCUGUGAUCAAAGAAACACUUCGCCUCCAUUUACCGGUUCCCUUAUUACUCCCUCGGAAAUCUAUGGAAGAUAUCAAGCUAGAUGGUUAUGACAUUGCAUCAGGGACACAGGUAAUAGUGAAUGCUUGGGCAAUUGCAAGAGACCCUUCAAGUUGGGAAGAACCUCUAGAGUUUAAACCAGAAAGGUUUAUGAAUAGUUCCAAAGAUUUUAAGGGAUUGGACUUUGAAUUUAUCCCAUUUGGAGCAGGACGAAGGGGUUGUCCUGGAGUGAUGUUUGCUAUUGCUGUGAAUGAAUUGGUUCUAGCAAACCUUGUUUACCAAUUUGAAUGGCAAUUGCCUGAUGGAGUAGCAGGAGAGAAUUUGGACAUGUCUGAGACUGGUGGCAUUACUUGUCAUAGAAAAUACCCUCUACUUGCAGUAGCUUCAAAAAUAUGACAAAAAUGAAUAAACAGUUACAUAGUCAAGAGGCCAAGACUGACAUUAUUAAAUAGUACGAAAAACUGAAAAUAGUUCGAAAUUGUAUUUUAAUUUUUUUGUUAUUGUUAAUAACUAAUACAGUAUAACUGAACAAUGUCUAUUGAUGUUUGAACUUUGAACAAAUUUAGUUUUGAUGUA
This is a messenger RNA of Trifolium pratense (red clover), 2148 nucleotides long. Its product is annotated as cytochrome P450 736A117-like. Gene Ontology annotation, molecular function: oxidoreductase activity, acting on paired donors, with incorporation or reduction of molecular oxygen; iron ion binding; heme binding. Bases 403 to 1968 code for a protein of 521 amino acids. NCBI's taxonomy places the organism in Eukaryota, Viridiplantae, Streptophyta, Magnoliopsida, Fabales, Fabaceae. The record is from RefSeq and is a predicted model, not a curated record. The transcript is spliced from 2 exons.